Molecule: messenger RNA, 3556 nt
Organism: Mytilus trossulus (common blue mussel)
Lineage: Eukaryota; Metazoa; Mollusca; Bivalvia; Mytilida; Mytilidae
Product: SH2 domain-containing adapter protein F-like
Exons: 6
Coding region: 386-1885 (499 amino acids)
Molecular function (GO): phosphotyrosine residue binding
Source: RefSeq, a predicted model, not a curated record
UGUAUCUUAAAGACAGCUUUGAGGAAAGAAAAAUACUUUUAAAUUUAAUAGUGAAUUUUCAAGAAAAAACUGCAGUAAUAGUUUGCACAUAUUGCUAGACUUAAAAUUGGAUUCUUAUUGCUACAAAUUGGAGUAUUUGUAAUUUGAGUGUAAAAUGUACUUUUUCAACAAAUGUUAUUGUAACAAAAAGGAAAUAGAUUACAUUCUGCUUCCUUGAAAUACAAACUUGCAUGACUUUUGCAACUGUACAUCAAGGAUGGAUGUAUAUUUUCAUCAUUUAAACAUAUAAAUGCACUUUGAAGAUCUGAAUUUUAUUCAGUAAAAGGAAAACAAGGAAUUCUCAAAAGGAAUUUAUAGUUGACGCUCAUUUAAGCAUCAUUUAGCUAUGAAUGAGGAGGACCAGAUUCAGUUAGGGGAUUAUUGUUUACCCCCUGACAAAAAGGAGGAGACGCUUGGUGGAAUAGCUUCCAGUAGAACAACAGAAUAUGCUGAUCCAUAUGAAACAAAACAGAUGUUAGAAGCUUUAAGAAGUAGAGGAGGAGGGCCUCGUUUCUCUGCGCCAGUUGAGGAUCAAUUUACUUAUGCUUUAGCUAAACCUCUUGAAGACAACGAUCAUCCAUCCAAAUCACAAAAGGAAAGUUUCCGCCAUACUUAUACUGAAGGAAGUAAACAAGUUUGUACCUCGUUAAGUGGGACAAGUGUAGAUUCGGGAGUUGAGGACCCAGAUGAAUAUGACCAUACUGUGACGUGGGUCACAAACGGUGGUAAAAACAGAAUGGCACAGGUAAUACCUAAUCCUACUUCUAUUCAGACAGAGAAACAUAUUAUACAUGAACACAGUGAGAGCAAAGAUCCAAGUUCACAAACAAAUCCUGAUGCUCAUAAAACAGACACUAAAUUGUAUGCUGCACCUUAUGAGGAUGCAUGGGACACUACUGAUAGCCAACUGAAAUUUGACAAGAUUAUCGACAAGGCUAAAAAAGAAUAUCGUAAAAAGUCUCAUUCAGAUGAUUAUGAAGAACCUGUAUCUACUUCAGCUUCAACUCCAACUUCAGCAACAUAUGAAGAAGCUUGGGAUUUAAAACCUAGGGAACAAAAAUUGGAAAAUACUGUGCAGGAAGCUCACAGGAGAAUGAGUGAGGGACAGCAAAACUUAUCAAAACGUAGAGAUAAUUAUGAGUACAAGGAACCAUGGUCAAUGAAAGGUCAACCUGAACCCAGUUCAAAGGUCAAAAAUGGAAAUCCAGAACACCCAGUGUAUUCAGAAGCUUACGAGGAUCCUUGGGAUAUUAAACAGCGUGAAAAAGUAAAAGCUUUAGAAAAACGAUUUAAUAGUGCUGCGAUUACACCAAAAUCACCAAAUAGUCACGAUCAUAUGGAUGUGCCAAGUUUUCCUGCACCUCCACCGCCAAAUGUACAAACAUAUGAAGAAACAUGGGAUAAAAAUCAGUUUGUUAAUAGACCAUCUCAUCACUCAGGUAAUUCACCAAACCAAAGAAGGCAAUCAGAAGGAAUGAGAACAAGUCGGACGGAAAUGAUUGCAGAAAGAAUAAAUCCAGAUAUUCCAUUAGAUAUUCAAAAGUUUUAUCAUGGUAAAAUUGGAAGGAAACAAGCUGAAUCAUUGCUACUUAUCCAUCGAGAAGGGAGUUACUUGGUACGAAGAAGUGAGACACAAGAUAAUGUCUUCUCCUUGUCAUUAAAGGGAGUCGGAGGAAUGCCGAUGCAUUUAAGAAUAAGUUUGGCAAACGGACUGUAUAUCCUUGGUGAAAACAGUAAACCAUUUCCUACAGUGCCUGAAAUGAUCGAUCAUUAUACACAAUGUGAAUUGCCAGUUCUUAAGGCAGAUCGUAUAAAACUUUUGCAUCCUGUUCCACGGCAUAGUUGAGAGUUCAGAAAUCAAAGAAACAUAUACAAACUGUGAUUUGAAUUGUUCACUAUUUAUUUUAUUUUUGUCAUAAUCAUUUAACAUUGCUCAUUCACAGAGUCUGAAUGUGAUAAAAUAUGAAAAUUGUUUCAAUAUUUUUUCAAUUUUUACGUUAUUAUGUUUAAAUAUAAGUAAAAUCAUGUUAUCAUUCAUUUUAAUGUAAAUGUUACAUUUUAUAUAUUUUGAAAAAUAAUUACAAUGUUAUGCAUGGUGAGAGUUUAUAAAAGUCAUGUAUUUCAGCUUCAGUGCAAUGUACUCGUUGUAGAAUAACUAUAGGCAUACACCAUUAGAUUUAGGAAAAACUUAAGGUCAUUAAACAUGUUAAAGUUCAUGUAUAGAUGGUUAUUUAUAAAUAACUAGGUCAACAUAGACUUCUUUCUGGUUGUCAUGUGGUGCUUCUUUUGACCUAAAUUUUGUAGUUAAAAUAGAACCAAAGAAACAGUAUUGUUGUUGACUAUUUUUAUUUGUUAUGUCUUUCAUGUAAAUUAACAAAUGCAAAUCUAUAACGUGAAAUUGACCUGUGAAAUUGACCUUUGAUUAACAUCAUUUUCAAUGUCAUAGGUGAUAGAUCCACAAUUAAAGACAUAAAAGAUCUUUCUGUUACAUUUGAUGCAUUUUUAUUUUGAUCAUUUAAAUCUACAUUUAAAAAGUUUAGAAUUUAGUGCAUAAAAAAUAUUUUUACCCCUUAGAUUUACCGUAAGUUGAGCAAAAUCAGGCAUUUUUGGUUCUAUACAUAAUUUGGUUUGUUCAUUGCUAUGGCCUCUAAAAAACUUGUAGAGUCGAAAUAAUGAUAUUUUGUUAUUGUUAAUUUUGAGAGAAAAUGUUUCAUGUGAUAUGUGUUUAAUGGCUUAUCUGAUAAUAGUGAUAUAAGUGCCUUAUUUGUUAUAAUAAAUGUUUUAUGUGUCUUGUACUUUGUGAUCUUUGUUAUAUGUCAACCAUAGUUGUUGGAAUAUGGAAUAUUCAAAAAAAUGUUCUUAAAAAAAUUCAUAAUAUAGUUUUUCAAUUGCAUUUUUAUUUCUGUUGAUUUUUCUGUUAUAUUAAUUCAGCUGCAUUCACAAUAUUUUUUCUCAGUCAUGUUUUUUUUCUCCAUUUUGCUUGUCAAAACAAUUCAGUCCUGUCCACCUUCUAAUUAUCCUUACGUUCUUUCACCACUGAUUUAAAAUCUUAUAGAAAACUAGCUGCUGUUGGUUUCUUCAUUAUAUUUCAAGAUGAAAGCUAUUAUUUAUAUGACUGAAAUUUUAGAGUUAAAUUGGAAAAUAUUUUUCCGUUUGUUUUUUUUAGUUUUUUAGAUAUGUCCAUUUUGUGAUCUUUAUACACAAUCUUCAUUUGUUUUAAAGUAUAAUAUUAUUUCCAGGAUGUUGAAUUGAGUACAGUGUAUGUAGGAACGAAAAAAAAAUUGAAAUAUAAAACUGAGUUUAAUUAAUUAAAAGGAUAUUCAAUUAUUUAUAUUCUGUGUAUCAAUCAUACAAUCAGUAGGGCCUUGUGGUUACUCUAUGGGCAUAUAUCCUUUUUAAAACUCAUCAAAUAUACCAGGACUUGUAAUUUUGUACCUGGGGUUCUUUCUCAUAAGACUCAUCAAAUGUGUUUUUGUCAAAAUCAACCAUCAAUGAUAACUGUAUGUUCAAUAAUUUU